Betta splendens (Siamese fighting fish) is the source of this 2409-nucleotide messenger RNA. It is a transcript of the gene pargl, whose product is annotated as poly (ADP-ribose) glycohydrolase, like. The transcript has 16 exons. The coding region runs from base 201 to 2024 and encodes 607 amino acids. Gene Ontology annotation, molecular function: poly(ADP-ribose) glycohydrolase activity. Gene Ontology annotation, cellular component: nucleus; cytoplasm. Gene Ontology annotation, biological process: regulation of DNA repair; ATP generation from poly-ADP-D-ribose; nucleotide-sugar metabolic process. NCBI's taxonomy places the organism in Eukaryota, Metazoa, Chordata, Actinopteri, Anabantiformes, Osphronemidae. The record is from RefSeq and is a predicted model, not a curated record.
CUUGGAAAGUAGUAAACCUUUCUUUUCUUUUCUGAUGGACGGAUUUAAGCUUCGUUGACUGCGAGGAUGUUGCUGCUUUACCUGUUGACGAUCUAUAGGACCCCGGUAGAUGGCCAGAACCAUGCGGUCACUACUACUUCUACUAUGUUAGAUUUGAUCUAAUCUGACAACUUCAGUGGCAGCGUCUCAAACAUAGACAGAUGUUUGGCUGUAGAGAUGAAAGUGAGCACAAGGUUUCAGCAGCAGGUGAAGACAACAAACAUCUGAACAAUGUGAUGGCUAGCAAAUCAAACGACAGCUCCCAGGUGAAGGCCUGCCUUUGUCCAGACGAGGAGCCAGAAAACGUCAAACCCAGAAAUGACGGCGCAUCCAGAGCGGAAGUGGAGCCCGUUAAGACGGAGGACUCCGGCUGCGGCCACAGCUGCUCCUCCACCUGUGGAGCCUCCUGCACCGCCGCCGUGCGGCGUCGACGGGUCGAGGGCCGCGAGCGGCCGAGGGAGGAGGCGGGCGCGUGCUGCCCCCUGCAGGAUCUGAAGCGGCUCCCGCAGUGCCGCCCCCCGCUGGGAGAGCUGCGCUUCGGCCGCGCGCACACCGUCCUCGUUGACGUGCGACUCGUCCCGCAGCGCUUCGUGGCUCAGGACGGCAGAGACGUGUGGAGCAGCAACGUGGUGAAGAUGCCAUGUUCACCGUCAAGUUCGAUGGUUAAGUCUGGAUGGACGGGAAGUGGCCCGGUGGAGAGGUGGAAGGUGAUCUCCAAACACCUGGGAGCUCUGUCCAGCCGGAGCGAGGCAGACGUGGCUGACGUGCAGAAAGCCAUCAUGAAAUACAACCCGAAGUACGAGAAGCAGUGGCUGUUUGACAGCCUCGCCAGCUUCGUCAAGGUCAUACCGAAGGAAGACAACUACCUCCCCUCUCUGUUCCCAAAGAUGGCAGCGCUGGCCCUGAAGCUGCCAGAGCACGUGAAGAAGGCCAUCCCUCUACUGAGCGCCGGGCGCACUGCGGCCGUCACGCUGUCACAGGUCCAGAUCUCCUGUCUGCUGGCCAACGCCUUCUUCUGCACCUUCCCUCACCGCAACGCCUGCGGGGCCCACACGGAGUACUGGGGCCUCCCCAGCAUCAACUUCACCAGCCUGUUUGGAAAGACCUCACAACGCAAGAGGCAGAAGCUCCGGGCCAUCAUGCAGUACUUCAAAGAGGUGACCGACUCUCCACCGAGGGGCCUGGUGACGUUCGAGAGGCGCUGCCUCAGCAACGCGGAGCUGCCCGACUGGACCAGCUCCAAGAAGAAGCUGCUGCAGCUGCACGUGACCUCUCAAGGCAGCAUCGAAGACGACGGCGUAGGGAUGCUGCAGGUGGACUUCGCUGCCAGUCUGGUCGGCGGCGGUGUGCUGAACUCCGGCCUGUUGCAGGAGGAGAUCCUGUUCCUCAUUCACCCGGAGCUGAUUGUGUCCCGUCUCUUCACUGAGAGGCUCGGAGACAACGAGUGCCUGAUCAUUACAGGCUGCCAGAAGUUCAGCAUCUACUCUGGAUUCGGUGACCGCUUCGAGUGGGUCGGGCCGUGUGUGGACUCCGUAGGCAGAGACGAGUGGUUCCGGCUGCAGAGGCAGAUCGUGGCCAUGGACGCGCUGCACUUCAAACACCCCAGUGAGCAGUACGACGUGAGGAAGGUCCAGCGGGAGCUGAACAAGGCCUACUGCGGCUUUAAGAAGGUCGGAGCGGGUGAACCAGACGUCGCCACGGGCAAGUGGGGCUGCGGCGCCUUUAACGGAGAGCCACAACUCAAAGCGCUGAUCCAGCUGAUGGCGGCGGCCGAAGCCGGCAGAGGACUGGCCUUCUUCACCUUCAGGGACGAGAAAACCAAGCGGGACGUGGAGCAGAUGUACAAGCUGCUGGUCAGAGAAGACGUCACAGUCGGUCAACUCUACGCACUGAUCCAGGACUACUGUAGGCUGCGCACACAUGGGGGUUCAGGUGUGGAUCUGCUGCAGUUCAUCACCCUCAGGUCCUCCAGGAGCCAGCUGUGAGGAUCCCACUGCAACUGGAUCCACUACAGAUCUGGUUUAGUUUAUGCCUCAAGAACAAAACAGUCCAGUGUAAAAAAAUGGUUGAUGCUGUAAAGUCAUGACUGGGUAGAAAACCUUUGUCAGUGAUGCCGAGCUUCGUCAUGAAGCACAUUGAUGGUAUGAAUUUAACGACUUUAACAAACUGAUGAAAGCAUCGUGAACAGUGGCAGUGUAAUAAAGCCACAGUUCACUUCAAACUGAGGUCGGAGACUGAACCUGAAUGCAUCACGGUCGAUCAAAGCUGUGUGAAACACGUGAUUCCAGGAGCCGUAGCUUCAACAAGAACUAGAAUCUUUAUUUAUGGAAAACACACAACAUAAUGUGAAUAAAUACGUUGUCACAUGCA